Molecule: messenger RNA, 1957 nt
Organism: Argiope bruennichi
Lineage: Eukaryota; Metazoa; Arthropoda; Arachnida; Araneae; Araneidae
Product: homeobox protein AKR-like
Exons: 5
Coding region: 507-1430 (307 amino acids)
Biological process (GO): regulation of transcription by RNA polymerase II
Molecular function (GO): RNA polymerase II cis-regulatory region sequence-specific DNA binding; DNA-binding transcription factor activity, RNA polymerase II-specific
Source: RefSeq, a predicted model, not a curated record
GACUCUCCGUCUCAAUCAAAACAAUCCGCCGGGAAAUAACAUAUCGUUGAAUGUGACAGAGGAAUUCAAACUACACAAUUUAGAAGUAUUCCAAGGAAUUUCCCAUGAAUCACCUGACGUGUAUUGAAUUUCAGAAUUCAACUAGCAGUAUGUGCUAUUAUUUCAAGAAACUUGAGUUGAUUAGAAUGAUUUGCUUCUAAUUUUUGGAUGUGAUGGUUUACGUGAGGAAUCAGAAAGUGGAAUUCAUUAUCACUAAAUUAAACGGCCAGAAUCUUUAAAUGACUCCAUGAUAUGAGACUUGACCUCAUGAGGCUUAUGCACACAACGGAGGCACAAGAGGAAGGUUCAUGUACACAAUAAACGAAACAGUACAAACAGUUCCAGAAAAGUCUGCCCAGUGACGGACCAGGACAACAGACCAGGAAUGUCUGACCAGGAAAGCAGAUUCCUUCAGUGGAAGUUCUAACGAGCACGAGAACGACAACAUUUCCAAAGACAAUCUCCCGAUGCACCUGUCUGACGAGGCUAUGCCGUAUCCGAGACCGGAGUCGCUAUUACCCGGCGAAUUCCGUCGGAAGCGGCGUGGAAAUCUCCCGAAAGAGUCCGUACGGAUCUUACGAAUGUGGCUAUAUGAGCAUCGUUACAGUGCCUAUCCAUCUGAGGAAGAGAAAGCCAGGUUAGCUGAAGAGGCCAAACUCACUCUCUUUCAAGUCAGCAACUGGUUCAUUAAUGCCCGUCGACGCAUCCUACCUGAUAUCAUCCGCAAGGAUCAUUAUCCUCGCAAGGAUUAUUAUCCUCGUCCGUACCCUAUCAAACGGAAUAUUGGUGUCAAUGUUCCCAGGUCUCCGUACCCUAUCAAACGGAAUAUUGGUGUCAAUGUUCCCAGGUCUGCAUCCACCUCCACUAUCACCAGCAGCAGAUCGAAUAGUUACAGUCGGUCCAUGGACUCCAAUAGCAGCCCGAUAUCGUUGACUGAUGACAGCGUCACCGACGCAGACGCUGAUAGCGAGGAUCCUGACAACAGUACUACGUCCACUGCUUCGUCUCGGAUCAGAUCGUCGCAAGAUAUCUAUAUUAUGAAACUGAAACACCGGCAGAGGACACAUGAGCAAAAACUGCGCACCAAGCCUCCCGAAACUGAUCUUCAGUGUACUAUGGUGCAUAAUCCAUCCUCUGUGAAAGGGGAGACUUCGCAUCAAAAUUCUUUUGAGGACAACCCCAAGGCACUAUAUUCCUCAAAAGAGGACUCUUCGCCUUCUCGAAAUUCUGAUAAUUCAACCCAAGAAACGUGGACUUCCUCCAACACGCCACCUUUGACGCCGCCUUCUUCAGUUGAUAGUUCGCUUACUUGUCUUUACAUUUUGGCAAAUGUUGCUUGCAAGGUUCGAGACCAAGAACUCCAAGCAAAAUCUCCCAGCGUCGAUUUAUGAGAAGUUAUUUUCUUCACAGUUUAUGUUUCAUUAAUUUAGUGCCUUAUGGAAAGCCAUCUUCAGAAACUUACACAUGCUAACCAUCUAUAGUUUACUCUUCCCAUUUUUUUAAAGACUUUAUUUCUUCUCCCAUUUUGGAAGUUCUUAUUAGUCAUAUUGUAUCUAGUUCAUAAUUUUAAGUUGGCAAAGUGUCUGGAGAAGUUGCUUUGAAAUAAAUACAUAUAUACAUAACUCAAUACAUUUUCUUCUAUUGCUUUUUCUUAAGCAAUAUGCUUCUCUGCAUAUUGAAAAUGCCUGCUUUCAUAAUGAUGAAUAUCCAAAUCAAGAUGUGAUUUGAAAUAGAUGCGUUUGUGAGUAAUGAUGUUAAAGAGAUUUGAUGAUGUGAGUAAUGAUGUUAAAGAGAUUUGAUGAUGUGAGUAAUGAUGUUAAAGAGAUUUAAGAAUUUUGAUGUACAAAAAUGUUUUUCUCCUGCGUAUUGUAAAAAUAAAAAUUGUAAUAAAUUGUAAUUAUAAUUGCGCAUUGUAAUA